CGCGAAGCCAGAGACAGGAGGGUAUGCAGGAGAAACCAAGGGAACUACAAUCCCGGCCUUCCUUGCGCGUACGACAGCAAACCUGGAGCGAAAGAGGUUGGAGUUUGGAUUCGGACCACAACUCCCAGCACCCUCCGCGAUGUCUGUCCUUUUCUUUCAUAACGCGGAGGAAAAGAAGGACAAGAUGAAUGGAGGCCUUUUGGUGUUUGUUCUCCGAAAGGCGGGAAAGGCGAACUACACCUCCCGACUGGCCGCGCGCGGCUGCGCCUGCGCCCUGUUACCUGUCGCCAUCUUGCCCCUUCAGAGGCACCGCAAACAAACCCAAUUCCUGGUGUCCCCUAGUCUUGGCGGAGGAGCCUUUUAGAUGAGCCCCGAAAGGCCGGGCAGGGAGGACAAGCUCUUUGGGGCUACCAAACAGAAGCAGCAAUGCCUGUUGUGUGGCCAACCCUUUUGGAUCUCAGCAGGGAUGAAUGCAAAAGGAUUCUUCGAAAAUUGGAAUUGGAGGCAUAUGCUGGAGUUAUCAGUGCACUUCGGGCACAGGGGGAUCUCACCAAGGAAAAGAAAGAUCUUCUUGGAGAACUAUCAAAAGUUCUUAGCAUCUCAACAGAACGCCACCGUGCUGAAGUUCGGAGAGCAGUAAACGAUGAACGGUUAACAACAAUUGCACAUAAAAUGAAUUUAUCCUUAUAUUUGGGUGAAAGACCAAGUUACAGUAUGUCUGGACCUAAUAGCUCUUCAGAAUGGUCCAUUGAAGGUCGUCGAUUGGUACCACUGAUGCCCCGGCUCGUUCCCCAAACCGCCUUUACUGUAACAGCUAAUGCUGUUGCUAAUGCAGCUAUCCAGCAUAAUGCAUCUCUUCCAGUGCCUGCAGAAACAGGAAGCAAGGAAGUGGUUUGCUAUUCCUACACAAGUACCACGUCAACCCCAACCUCUACCCCUGUUCCAAGUGGCAGCAUAGCAACGGUUAAGUCUCCAAGACCUGCCAGUCCUGCCUCCAAUGUAGUUGUCUUGCCAAGUGGAAGUACUGUUUAUGUCAAAAGUGUAAGCUGUUCAGAUGAAGAUGAAAAACCCAGAAAACGAAGGCGAACAAACUCUUCCAGCUCCUCUCCUGUUGUUCUAAAGGAAGUUCCAAAGGCCGUUGUUCCAGUCUCAAAGACGAUCACUGUGCCUGUGAGUGGUAGUCCCAAGAUGAGCAACAUCAUGCAGAGCAUUGCCAACUCCUUACCACCCCACAUGUCUCCUGUGAAAAUAACCUUCACUAAACCGUCAACACAGACAACAAACACAACAACACAGAAGGUUAUUAUAGUCACCACAUCACCAAGCUCAACCUUCGUGCCCAACAUUCUCUCCAAAUCCCAUAACUAUGCAGCAGUCACUAAGCUUGUACCAACAUCAGUCAUUGCUUCUACAACCCAGAAGCCGCCAGUUGUUAUAACUGCUUCACAGUCCUCUCUGGUCAGUAAUAGCAGCAGUGGCAGCAGCAGUUCUACACCAUCACCUAUUCCUAAUACAGUUGCAGUAACAGCUGUGGUGUCCUCUACACCAUCUGUGGUCAUGUCAACAGUAGCACAAGGUGUAUCUACAUCAGCAAUCAAAAUGGCAUCAACCAGACUUCCUUCCCCCAAAAGCUUAGUGAGUGCCCCAACUCAGAUUCUUGCACAGUUCCCUAAACAACAUCAACAGUCUCCUAAGCAGCAGUUAUAUCAAGUGCAACAGCAGACACAGCAACAAGUGGCCCAGCCUUCUCCAGUAUCUCAUCAGCAACAGCCUCAGCAGUCUCCUUUGCCACCUGGUAUUAAACCUACCAUCCAAAUCAAACAGGAGUCAGGUGUUAAAAUCAUCACACAACAGGUUCAACCAAGUAAAAUCUUACCCAAACCAGUGACAGCAACUCUACCCACCAGUAGCAAUUCCCCUAUUAUGGUGGUUAGCAGUAAUGGUGCAAUUAUGACAACUAAACUGGUAACCACUCCUACUGGCACACAAGCAACCUAUACCCGGCCAACAGUGAGCCCAUCCAUUGGUCGGAUGGCUGCAACCCCUGGAGCUGCAACCUAUGUGAAAACUACGAGUGGUAGCAUCAUUACAGUAGUACCCAAAUCAUUAGCUACCUUGGGGGGCAAGAUAAUUAGCAGUAAUAUAGUUUCUGGAACGACUACCAAAAUCACUACAAUCCCAAUGACUUCCAAGCCCAACGUGAUUGUUGUACAAAAGACUACAGGAAAAGGAACGACCAUUCAAGGCCUCCCGGGCAAAAAUGUUGUCACAACGUUGCUAAAUGCUGGAGGAGAAAAGACUAUUCAGACAGUGCCAACAGGAGCAAAGCCAGCUAUCCUCACUGCUACAAGACCCAUCACCAAAAUGAUUGUAACACAGCCAAAAGGAAUAGGUUCUACAGUUCAACCAGCAGCUAAAAUCAUCCCAACAAAAAUUGUUUAUGGGCAGCAAGGGAAAACGCAGGUUCUUAUUAAACCCAAACCAGUGACUUUUCAAGCGACAGUUGUUAGUGAACAAACAAGACAGCUAGUAACAGAAACAUUGCAGCAGGCAUCCAGGGUAGCAGAGGCUGGUAAUUCAUCUAUUCAGGAAGGAAAAGAAGAGCCACAGAAUUAUACAGAUAGUAGUUCCUCUUCUACAGAGUCCUCCCAGAGUUCCCAAGAUUCCCAGCCUGUAGUUCAUGUAAUUGCUUCCCGGCGUCAGGAUUGGUCAGAACAUGAGAUUGCAAUGGAGACUAGCCCUACCAUAAUUUAUCAGGAUGUAUCCAGUGAAUCACAAUCAGCUACUUCAACAAUCAAAGCUCUGUUAGAACUCCAACAGACAACAGUAAAGGAAAAAUUGGAAUCUAAACCAAGACAACCCACUAUUGACCUGAGUCAAAUGGCAGUGCCUAUUCAGAUGACCCAGGAAAAGAGACAUUCUCCUGAGAGUCCAUCAAUUGCUGUGGUAGAGUCAGAACUAGUAGCUGAAUACAUCACUACUGAACGCACUGAUGAGGGGACAGAGGUUGCUUUUCCCCUUCUAGAUGCUGUGGUGAUUUCUGGAGAAAUAUCAUCACCUCCUCUAUUUUCAGUCAGCCAUCGCUCCCAGCCCCAACAGCCUUCCCAGCCCCAGCGGACCCUGCUCCAGCAUGUGGCUCAGUCACAGACCGCAACACAGACUUCGGUGGUGGUGAAGUCCAUCCCAGCAUCUUCCCCUGGAGCAAUCACCCACAUUAUGCAGCAGGCAUUAAGCAGUCACACUGCUUUUACCAAACACAGCGAGGAACUUGGAACUGAGGAGGGCGAGGUUGAAGAGAUGGACACUUUAGACCCUCAGACAGGUCUGUUUUACCGAUCUGCCCUGACUCAGUCACAGUCAGCUAAACAGCAGAAACUUAGCCAGCCCCCGCUGGAACAGACUCAGCUGCAAGUGAAAACUCUGCAGUGCUUCCAGACUAAACAGAAGCAGACCAUCCACCUGCAGGCAGACCAGCUCCAGCACAAACUCCCACAAAUGCCCCAGCUUUCCAUCAGGCAUCAAAAACUCACCCCUCUCCAGCAAGAACAAGCACAGCCCAAGCCAGAUGUACAGCACACACAGCAUCCCAUGGUGGCCAAAGACAGGCAGCUUCCUACCUUAAUGGCACAGCCCCCGCAAACUGUAGUACAGGUGCUUGCAGUGAAAACUACGCAGCAGCUCCCUAAACUGCAGCAGGCUCCGAACCAACCAAAAAUCUACGUGCAACCCCAAACCCCCCAGAGCCAAAUGUCGCUCCCAGCUUCGUCAGAGAAACAGACGGCAAGCCAGGUGGAGCAGCCAAUUAUAACCCAAGGAUCCUCUGUUACAAAGAUAACUUUUGAGGGGCGCCAGCCUCCCACAGUUACAAAGAUAACUGGUGGCAGUUCUGUGCCUAAGCUGACAUCACCAGUUACAAGCAUAUCUCCCAUUCAGGCCUCUGAGAAGACAGCAGUGUCUGACAUUUUGAAAAUGUCUUUGAUGGAAGCUCAGAUUGAUACAAAUGUAGAACAUAUGAUAGUGGAUCCCCCAAAGAAGGCUCUUGCCACUAGCAUGCUCACUGGUGAAGCAGGAGCAUUACCCUCCACCCACAUGGUGGUGGCAGGGAUGGCGAACUCCACUCCCCAGCAACAGAAAUGUAGAGAGUCCUGUUCAAGUCCAUCCACUGUUGGCUCUUCCCUAACGACAAGGAAAAUUGAUCCACCAGCGGUGCCUGCGACAGGCCAGUUCAUGCGUAUUCAGAAUGUAGGCCAAAAGAAAGCUGAAGAGAGUCCAGCAGAAAUUAUCAUCCAGGCUAUUCCUCAGUAUGCUAUUCCUUGUCACUCCAGCUCCAAUGUGGUGGUGGAGCCCAGUGGGCUUCUUGAGCUAAACAACUUCACUAGUCAACAGCUGGACGAUGAGGAGACAGCAAUGGAGCAGGACAUAGACAGUAGCACGGAGGAUGGAACUGAACCCAGCCCUUCUCAGAGCUCUGCUGAACGGUCCUAGUGUUUGGACACAAUAGUGCACUUUAAAACCUACUUGGUUACCAAGUGUCCAGGGAAACCCUUGUAUUUUGAUGACUAAAAAGAGCACUUUGCCCGUACUUAGGCUGUGGACCCUAAAACAGCAGUGUUUCAACAAGAUAUUGCUGCAGGAGCAGCUUUUUAAAACAAGAUAAAACUCACAGGGGAAUGUACUUUUUUAAAAAAAAAUGAAAAAGAAAAAAAAAGCUGCACAUUUACAGUGACUUAAGACCUGGUCUUCUUUCUCUGUUGGAUCAUGGCCGGUGAAAAAGUUUUGUCUUGCAGUGGAAAGAGACUUCCUGUGAAUGUUUCUCACCUGGUUUCUACUGAGCAAAAUACCAUCUAAAAGGAGAAUGUGAAUAGUUGUAUUUUGAAAUGAUGUGUCAGGAAAAGUUUUUUAAAAACUUGUAUGUUUUUGCAAAUCCCUGGAAGUGUUGAAUUGGUUAAAAUUUUACAUUUGCUCAGUUCAUAAUUAGUUUAUAAACACCUAGAAUAAUACUGGCAUUAAAGAAUCCUUGUUGGAUGGUAGAAAUCAGAUCCCUAACCAGUGGGAAGUACUUUUUGGGUGGCUUGUGCAUUCUUAUCAGUUGUGUGCUAAUUUAUUGUAUUGUUCCUUUGUGCUCUAAGCAGCACACUUGCCUUCUAUUUAUUUAAGUGUAAACAUUUCAAAGCAGGCCGUACUCCUUCUGACAAAUUUCUUGUAAACCAGGAUUGCCUACGCUUUCCACUUUCGUCGUCUCCCCACUUUCCCUCUUCCUUUAAGAAAACUUACUAAAAAUGUUUCAUUGCGAAGCAGAGGAAAAGAAACAUUUUCAGACCUAAAGGAAAUGUUCGGUCAUGUUAAGAAAACAAAUUAUUCAUUCAUAUGAUGCUUUCUUAUCGUUGAAAUUGCACAUUCACAUUGGACUGAGACUUUGAAAAUAACUUUUACAUACUUUUGUUUAAGCCCCUUUGAAAUGUAUAAAAAAUUCAUUUACAGUUCUAAAUGUAAUGUUUUUAAGCCUUCUAUCUUUUUAGGACACAGUUUGUUUAAGCAAUAUGUUUUGGUCUUGUGAUCACUGUCUGUCACAAGUAGAGUGAAAGGGGUAAGGGGGUGGGAGGGUAAGAGUUUUGACAAGUUGUGGCAAAGGAAACUAUACUUUUCAUUUUUAAAAAUGUAAAUAGAAAAGUUUUUAACGGUUUUAUAUAGAUUUCACUAUAAAUAAGCAUUUUAAGACUGACAAAUGUUGAACUGUACAUACAUUUAUCAGCAUAACUGCCCAGUUUUUUGGUGCUGAAGUACUGUAAGUAGAAUUCAUCAACAGUCUCCUAAUUUUUGCAUCUACAUCUGGGGGGAAAAAAAGCUGUGAUACUAUAGUUAAUAAAUUCCCACUAGAGUGACACUGAAGAUUUAAACACAAGCAUUCAUAAGAUGCACUGGUCUCUGGUGGUUGUCACUAGUUCUGCUAGGUGAUAAUGAUUUACCCAUAGAUGGAGCUGUUGGAUAUUAUUUUAUUGUACAAAUUCAUGUUUAAAAAACUUUGUGACUGUUUCUAGUUAAGUAAUUUUUUAACCUUUCUUGGGUCAUAGACUUCUUUGGUAAACUAUGAACUCUCACCAAAAAGAUACACAUGCAACAUGUUAAAUACAUGUUAGACUUUGCAUACAAUUUUAGGGGCUCAUGGGCCUCUAAGCCUAUCCAUGUAUUCCAGGUUAAGCCCUCUGUUAUGGUCAAUCCAUUACUUACAGAUUAAGUUUUUAUAAAAUAAAGUAUCUUUUAAAUA
Molecule: messenger RNA, 6265 nt
Organism: Pongo pygmaeus (Bornean orangutan)
Lineage: Eukaryota; Metazoa; Chordata; Mammalia; Primates; Hominidae
Gene: EMSY
Product: EMSY transcriptional repressor, BRCA2 interacting
Exons: 22
Coding region: 427-4485 (1352 amino acids)
Biological process (GO): regulation of DNA-templated transcription
Cellular component (GO): nucleoplasm
Source: RefSeq, a predicted model, not a curated record